Drosophila eugracilis is the source of this 894-nucleotide messenger RNA. RefSeq lists its product as uncharacterized. Bases 298 to 795 code for a protein of 165 amino acids. The transcript has 6 exons. NCBI's taxonomy places the organism in Eukaryota, Metazoa, Arthropoda, Insecta, Diptera, Drosophilidae. The record is from RefSeq and is a predicted model, not a curated record.
AGGCCAUAAUACAAAUUGCUUAAAUUGAAAUUAUGCAAAAAAGUUAAUACUCCCCCCCCAUAUCAGAGUCAUGAGGAUAUGCCGCCAAAUGAGAUGUAGGCAAUUUCGUUUAAGUUUGCCACCAACAUCUGGCCAAGCAAUCAAACAAAUUUUUUCCCAAAACUUCAGCAAUGUUCAUAAAUUGUGUAUACGCCGUGUGUUCAACAGAAAACAAUUGGACUUCUGGGAAUACCUUAAAAAAAGUUGACUUAAUAGAGACUAGUUAAUUUUGCAUUUCUUGUCAAAACAUCUUAAAGUAUGAUUCUGGCCAAAAAAUGCUGCUUCUGUUUGUCUCUGCAAAUGGGCUGUAUAAUGAUUGCAAUUUUCGAAAUAUUUUUGUCUGGCAUGAAUAUUGACUAUAUAUUCUUUCUGUUUAAUAACACUUAUAAACGAGAAGUCCAAUAUAAAUUCCCAGAAGCAGUGCUCUUUACUUCCCUACAACUGGUCACUGAUUUAUUGACCAUCGUGGCAUCGGUUUUGCUACUUUUCGCUAUAAUAACGCAAUAUUUUUGGCUGUUUUGGGCAACUCUGUCCCUUCAAGUCGUUCAGGGCGUAUAUCUUAUUUUAUUCAGUAUAAUUUCAGCUUCAAUCGGAUCAAAUUUAAUCGUAAAUAUCAGCUUUUGGCAUAAUAUAACCUAUUGGAUAUACGUGCUUAUCUGGCUGGCUUUAACAGCAUAUUUUUUGUACAUCAUUUUUUCGUGCUAUCGACAGCUUAAGGAAAGAGAGAGAGAAACUGAGAAUGUAAAUAACUUAUAGAUUGGUAUAACGUUAUGAUCGGAGCCACGCAUUUGCUUGCCGGUUUUUCUUUGUUUUAUUAUUUGCUGAGGGCAAGUUUAAAAAGCUAACUCAGGGAUA